GUUAGCGUAAUGCAGGCGUGCUUGUACCACAACUUCCAAGUGUGUGUGAAGUCGGCUGUGCUCAUAUGGACAAGCAUAUGCAACAGUCUUAGCACCGUUUUCUUAUUAUAACAUCAGCUGUUUUCAGUGACCUUCAGUACAAUACAAUUUGUCACUUGUUUUGGGUGCAGCCAGACACUAGACAGUGGUUUGUUUCGCAGCAAUGUUUAUGUUUUCGUAAAGCGUUUUGAAGUGGUGGCGGAGAUAUCGUAAAGUGUGUUGGAGUUAGUGCUUCGUUCGUGGGUGACAAUGCCAGGGUUUAUCGGCGUUCAUCUAGGUGCUGGUGACCAUGCAGAAAGCUUAGUUAAAGAGUAUACGAAAUUGAGCAACAAAGCAUGUAAGAAGGCAUUUCUGAUGCUGGAGAGUGGAGCAAGUGCUGUCAAUGCUUGCACAGAAGCUAUUAUGAUUCUAGAAGACUCGCCUCUUACAAAUGCCGGUCUUGGAUCGAACUGCACGUGGGAUGGUGAUGUCGAAUGUGAUGCUAGUGUCAUGGAUGGACAUUCACUACAACAAGGAGCUGUUGGUGCUGUCAGUGGUGUAAAAAACCCUGUCUGUCUUGCACGCAACCUGUGUAUGGAACGUAGUGAACGUUUGUCAAUGGGGCUUAUCCCCCCAAGUAUGCUCGUUGGAGAUAGUGCCCGUGCCCAUGCUGCAAAAGUGGGUGUUGAGCUUGUGCCUCCAGAAGCUCUUGUCACAGCGGAACAACAGAGAAGGUAUAAUAAAUACAAGAGAAGAGUAACAAUUGCUCCAGAAGAUCAGAUGGAGGAUACUGGAGCUGAAUGGGAACCUGCUCGUUUAGAUACUGUUGGAGCAGUGUGUGUAGAUUUUCAAGGCCAUGUUGCUGCAGCGUGUUCAAGUGGAGGUAUCAUGCUCAAAACCAAGGGUCGGGUUGGACAGGCAGGUAUCCCUGGAUUUGGUUGUUGGGCUCAGGAUGCAAGAGGUGAUAUUGAUGCUGUAGCAGUGUCAUCAUCUGGUUGCGGAGAACAGUUAAUACGUACUUUCCUUGUUAAAGAGACAGCUACAAUGUUGGAGGAAAGCAUUUGUGCAGUUAGAGGCCUAAAGGAUGCAUUGAAACUGAAAUAUUUAGAGUCUCCUUUGAGCCUCAAAGAGGAGGAGAAACUUGCUGGCCUGAUAGUACUGAAGUAUAAUCCAUUGAAAGACAUUGGAGAAUUUAUUUGGGGGCAUACAACAAAGACAAUGUGUGUUGGUCUCAUGAGUUCGGCAUACAGUCAUCCUAUGAGUCGUGUUUCACUCAACACAAAGCCUGGAGAAAUAGCAAAAGUUGAAGGGACUGCAUUCAAAUGUCGCGGGAAGUUUAACUGAUGAUGAUUGAAGUUUUACUUCACAUCAUCCUCUGCAAUUAAAGUUCUGUUGUAUCAGAGAACUAGAUACUGGUUUAUGGAGUGAUUACUGAUAUGAUCUGUCCAGUAACUGAACAUGUUUUGUAUGUGAUCUCAUUGGAACAUGAUGGAUAUUGUGCUGUUUUGUUACCAGUUGCACUUAUCCUUAGGAGACUGUCUAUUUGAAACUGAGAUUUCCAAACAAACAAUAUGCACCUCACCUUAAAAUAAAUUCAGCUGUAAUAUUUUAACAAGAAGUAUUGCGUGUCCGAGCAAAGUGCAGCUAUGAGAUAACCCAGGACUCAAUUUUAAAUUUAUUAAUCCUGUUCCUUCAUAUAUAUGUAAUUAGAGAAAACGAAGAAAUCACGUCUCUUUCAGUAAUUAACUGUUUGCUCACACAAGUGACAUUAAGAUACAUGACAUCUAAUCAAUUCAUUGAUGAUGUUAAACUUCAUUCUUUGCAAGUACAGGAGAAACGAAGGUUAAAAAAGAGUAGAAUUUUAUUUAUUCAACAUUUGACAAAAACUAGAGAGAAGCAAUGACAGUAAUACCACCAGUGAUGGCAUGAGUAGCUGGAGACUAUCAAAUAAUUUGUAUUUCAGAAAAAUAAGAUACUGAAAUCUUGGUUGCUGCAUUCAUCUGAUGUAUUCAUGUGUGAAAAGAGACAUAAGGAAAAUUGUAGGUUAUGGAUGUGUAGUGGGGAACAAGAUAUUAGUGGAGGCAAUACAAUAACAGUUUAUUGACAGGAUGAAAAUCUCACAAGUAAUGCAGAGUUAUUACUUAUCCAGAUAAUGAUACAACUGAUCAAUGUUGACGAACUAACAAUUAGUGUAGCGUGGGGCUAUAUUAAGUUUGUUUGGUGCGUGCUUGAUGUACACUAGCUCUGUGACAGGCUAAACUGCAGAUUUGUGCCAUGAUGUAGUGAGGUGAAUUUUACUUUUAAUGUUCCAAAUCAGGACCACAAAAUCCAGCCAAGUAAUCUGAGAAACUAUGAAAUUCACGUGAAAUUAUUUUGAUGGUGUCACUCACCAACCGAACUGAGCAGAUGUAACUGCAGAAAUGUGCAAAAUUUCACCUGUCAAAGAUGAAAAUAUGGUUCACAUGAAAUUGGAAUAAUUUUUAUAAUAAUAUUCCACUGUCAAGAAUUUUCUGAGAGUUUUCAGUAACGGUGUGCUGAAACGUUAAAUUAGUGGUACAGACUUUUGAAUGCAGUUGUA
This is a messenger RNA of Schistocerca cancellata (South American locust), 2596 nucleotides long. RefSeq names its product threonine aspartase 1 (gene Tasp1). Gene Ontology annotation, molecular function: threonine-type endopeptidase activity. The record is from RefSeq and is a predicted model, not a curated record. NCBI's taxonomy places the organism in Eukaryota, Metazoa, Arthropoda, Insecta, Orthoptera, Acrididae. The transcript has 9 exons. Gene Ontology annotation, biological process: protein maturation. Bases 289 to 1362 code for a protein of 357 amino acids.